GAGAAAAAGAGAGAUGGCCCUAUUGCAAGUUAAGCCCAGUUUGAGCACUGCAAUUACCACAACUAGAAGUGUCUUUGAAACAGGAAAGUAUGAAGUGAAGCCCAUAAGUGUAGAUAGUGGGGAUUUAUCAAUUGCUUCUCCUCCUCCUCCCAAGUCAUUGUUAGUAUUCACACCACUGAAAGAAGGCACUUACCCUGUUCUCCUCUUUCUUCAUGGCUUUGCUCUCUAUAAUUCCUUUUACUCAAAGCUUCUCACACAUAUAGCUUCCCAUGGAUAUAUAUCUAUCGCUCCCCAGCUAUACAAUCCCCUGUUACCGACUGCUUCGGGCUGUGACGAGAUAAACUAUGCGGCUGAGGUCACAAACUGGUUUUCCAAAGGCCUUCAAUCGUUGCUUCCUGAAAAUAUUACUGCAGAUCUCACCAAGCUUGCACUUACAGGCCAUAGCAGAGGUGGCAAAGCAGCUUUCGCCCUCGCAUUAGGAACUUAUGCUAAGACAUCACUUAGCUUUUCUGUGUUAAUAGGAAUAGACCCAGUUGCAGGAAAAAGUAAAGAUAAUCAAGUGGAACCAAAAAUCCUUACCUACAAAGAAGAAUCUCUCAAUCUUGGAAUCCCAGUAAUGGUGGUGGGAACAGGGUUGGGAGAUAAAAAGAAGAAUGUCUUGUUCUGUGCUUGUGCUCCUAAGGAAGUGAAUCAUGAGGAGUUCUUCAAGGAAUGUAAACCCACUAAGGGUCAUAUGGUGGCUACUAAUUAUGGUCAUAUGGAUAUGUUAAAUGAUGAUCCAUCAGGCAUUAUUGGAUGGUUUUCAGAGAUUAGCUGCAAGAAUGGAAGUGGUUCCAGAGAGCUAAUGAGAAAAUGUGUUGGUGGGAUUGUUGUUGCAACCUUAAAAGCUUAUUUGGGGAGUGACACUACAGAUCUUAAGGCCAUUGUUGAUGAUCCAACCAUUGCUCCUAUAACACUUGAUUCAGUUGUGUUAGAUGAAGCAUGAUAGUCUUUC
Telopea speciosissima is the source of this 994-nucleotide messenger RNA. RefSeq names its product chlorophyllase-1, chloroplastic-like. The transcript has 2 exons. The record is from RefSeq and is a predicted model, not a curated record. Gene Ontology annotation, biological process: chlorophyll catabolic process. NCBI's taxonomy places the organism in Eukaryota, Viridiplantae, Streptophyta, Magnoliopsida, Proteales, Proteaceae. Gene Ontology annotation, molecular function: chlorophyllase activity. Bases 14 to 985 code for a protein of 323 amino acids.